AUGGUGAUAGAUAAUUUUAUUACCGUUAUAUUAUCAGUUAUUAAAACUGGCUUAGGUUUAUGUGAUGAAACAGACAUUACUGUUAAAGGUCUCGAAGCAAUAAAAUCAUGCGAAAGAGUUUAUUUAGAGGCUUAUACAAGUAUUUUAAUGGUCCCCAAAGAACAAUUGGAAAAAUUUUAUGGAAAAGAAUUAAUAAUUGCAGAUAGAGAAAUGGUAGAAUCGCAAAGCGAUGAAAUAUUAUUGAACGCAAAUUCUUUAAAUAUAGCGUUCUUGGUAGUUGGAGAUCCUUUCGGUGCAACUACACAUACAGAUUUAGUGAUACGAGCUCGAGAAUUAAAUAUUCCUGUCACAGUAAUUCAUAAUGCUUCAAUUAUAAAUGCGAUUGGUACUUGUGGAUUACAGCUUUAUAAUUUUGGUCAAACUAUCUCUAUACCAUUUUUCACUAAUACGUGGAAACCAGAUAGUUUUUAUGAUCGUAUUAAAGAAAACAAAGAUUUAGGAUUGCACACUUUGUGUUUAUUAGCAAUCCAACAACUUUUUGAAAUUGAAGAAACUCGUAAUCAAAAAGUUUACACAACCGAAUCACUAGCAAUCGGUAUAGCCCGCCUUGGUUCAUCAACGGACCAACAAAUUAAAGUUGGCACUUUAAAUCAAUUAUUGUCACAAGAUUUUGGACCACCGUUACAUUCUUUAGUUAUUGUUGGAUCUAGAGUUCAUAUUCUUGAAAUCGAUUUCAUGAGAUUUUUUGCAGUUGAUAAACAAUUGUAUAAUGAAAUUGUAAAAAAAGAUUAUGGAAUAUAA
Messenger RNA from Dentiscutata heterogama, 801 nucleotides. The record is from the annotation of a GenBank genome assembly. NCBI's taxonomy places the organism in Eukaryota, Fungi, Glomeromycota, Glomeromycetes, Diversisporales, Gigasporaceae.